AUGGGUGGUAUUGGCAAGACAACUAUUGCCAAGUCCAUCUACAACAAGCUCCUCCAAGACUUUAAAAAUUGUUGUAGCUUCCUUGCAGAUGUUCGGGAAAUUGUCAAACAAUACAAAGAUAAAGGUAUUUGUGAUUUGCAGAACCAGCUUCUCAAUGACUCUCUUAAACCGCACCCUCGCAUUACUAAUGUUAACGAUGGAAUCGACGCUAUCAGACAUCGAUUUCUCAAUAAGAAAGUUUUCAUUGUUCUUGACGAUGUGGAUGAAAAGUCUCAAUUUGAUUGGCUUGUUGGAAAUCGUGAUUGGUUUGGUCCAGGAACUAGGACCAUAGUUACAACUAGAAACAAGCAUGUUUUAAAUGUUCUUGAAGUGGAUGAGACUUACGAACCUCCAUUUAUGAACCCAGACCAAUCUCUUCAACUUCUCAACAUUCAUGCUUUUCAGAAAAAGUUUCCUCCAAUGGACUUUGAUAGUAUCUCUAGAGAGGUGGUAUCAGUUACUGCAGGGCUUCCUCUAGCUCUUGAGGUUAUAGGUUCAUUUCUAUCUCACAAGCCAAUAACAGUAUGGGAAGAUACAUCGAAGAAGUUGAAGAAAAUACCAAAUCAUGAAGUUCAGGAACAAUUGAGAGAUGACUGCGGUUAUUUUCCGGAGACAGAAAUUAAUGUCCUUUGUCUCAUGUCUAUGGUAAAACUUGAAAAUGAUAAAAUAUUGAGAAUGCAUGAUCAACUAAGAGAUCUUGGUAGAGAAAUCGUCCGUCAAGAAGAUCUUGAGAAUCCAGAAGGCGCAACAGGUUGUGGGAUCGACAAGAAGCCUCGGCUGUAUUUGAGGAAUGUAACUGAAAAGGUCCAACUCCUAAAUCUUAAUAUUGCUGAAAAAACGUGUGAGCAUGACAAAUUCGCGGAACGAUCUAAACUGCGGUAUCUCCAAAUAAAUGAAGCUGAAGUUGUUGUUGGGGAUUUCAAGCAUCGCUUGUUAAACUUAAGAUGGCUUUGUUGGCAAUAUUACCCACUGCACUUUGAAGCAACCAAUUUUCAUAUGAAGAAACUAGUCAUACUUGAUCUAAGCGGUAGUAUGAUCCCAGAGAACUGGAAGGGUUGGAGUCAAAUUAAGAUGGCAAAUAACUUAAAAGUGCUUGACAUUUCGGACACUGAAAUACGGGAGCUACCUGAUGAAAUUAGGAUGUUAAAGAAGCUGGAAAUUAUAGAUGCACGUGGUUCUGAUUUGAGAGGUAACAUUCCAAGUUGCAUUGGGAGAUUAUGA
This is a messenger RNA of Cornus florida, 1260 nucleotides long. Its product is annotated as disease resistance protein L6-like. The record is from RefSeq and is a predicted model, not a curated record. Gene Ontology annotation, biological process: defense response. The transcript is spliced from 4 exons. Gene Ontology annotation, molecular function: ADP binding. The coding region runs from base 1 to 1260 and encodes 419 amino acids. Lineage: Eukaryota; Viridiplantae; Streptophyta; Magnoliopsida; Cornales; Cornaceae.